This is a messenger RNA of Camelina sativa (false flax), 1819 nucleotides long. Its product is annotated as zinc finger protein 1-like. The record is from RefSeq and is a predicted model, not a curated record. NCBI's taxonomy places the organism in Eukaryota, Viridiplantae, Streptophyta, Magnoliopsida, Brassicales, Brassicaceae. Gene Ontology annotation, biological process: negative regulation of abscisic acid-activated signaling pathway.
AAUUCGUUAAUGUAUACUAUAGAGUUUGUUUAUCAUCAGAUAUACUAUAUUUACACAAAUAUAUGUUUUGACAAGUUUAUAUUCAAAAACUGUUAACUAAUUUUAAAAUGUACUUGCAACUCUAUAAUGCAGAUAAUAGUAAACAUAUAAAUGUACAAGUGAUUUUCUGUAGAUUAGUGGCCAUUAUUAAGUUUUACACUACAAUAUGUUUUUUUUACUUUAGAUAUUCUAACCUUUUUUGAAUCUGCGUUGAUGAUUAAUAUUCUUUUGACUUAGUUUAAAACCUUUUUUAUUCGUUGAUAGUUUUGAAAAAUGACAUUGGCAUACACGUAUACAAAAUUAUAUCGGUACAAAUCUUUGGACAAAGUAUAAAAUUUUAAAGCUGACAGUAUAUUAUAAUAAAUGGGUUGAAAUGACUUGACUGUAUUUUAUAGCAAAAACAUAAAGAUUUUCCAUUUCAAUAAAACAUCCAGCUAAGUAGUGUGGAAAAUAAAUAAAUGUAACAGAUCUUUGAAUACAAAAGAUAAUAACGAAAGUUUCUAUUUGAAUUUUAAAACAAAAGAUGAGUAAAUGCAACUUGCUUAAUCUUGGUAAACUAAAGAUUCAGAAGAAAAAAAAACCAAGAGUGGACUUAUGUUUCCUAACAAAAAAUAUGACACAUAUAUAUCGUAUUAAUAUCUUCAAAUUAAGAAAGUGUAAAUUGAAACCGACGGAAGUUAAAGAAAAUAUUACCAAAUAAAGAGAAUGAUUGAUAAUCUACAAAGUACAGAGAAAAGGAAAUUAAGAAAAGAUGCAAAUUAAUGGGAAAGAAGAAAAGUGAUAAGAGGCAGAAAUCUUGAAGGAGAUAUAUAAAGAAUCAAAGGCAUAAGGCAAAAAAUAGUGUCAAUAAGCCGUUUCCUUGAAUGUUACUUUCUAAAAUUGGGAUUCUCUACCAUAAGUAUGAAGAUUUUUUUGACAUUAAUGAUUAGCCCUAUUGAACAAUUAAAUACAAGCACCCCAUCGAUCUUGUUCAUCAUCAUAUUAUUCUUCUUACACAAACAAACAAACAAACACACAAAUCUCUUUUGUUCCUUUGACCAAUGGAACUCAACCUCUCUACGCCCACAUCAUGUUCCUCCAGCAGCAUCUCGUCAUCUUCGCAUGAGAUCAUCCCCAGGAGCAAGGGGAAAAUGAAAGAGAAGAUUGCGGCUGAGCCAGCGGUGGAGACUCCGCGUCUAGAGUUCCGCUUCCUGUUCGACGAGAAUAUAAGAAACUCUGGCUUUGGAGGAGUUUUAGAUGAUGAGGCACAAGGGGCGAGGAACGAUGCUAAAGCGAGGGUGUUUGCUUGCACCUUCUGCAAAAAAGAGUUCUCUACGUCGCAAGCCUUGGGAGGACAUCAAAACGCUCACAAGCAAGAGCGAUCGUUGGCUAAAAGGCGCAAGGAGUUGGAAAUAAACUAUCCUGGACUCUCCUUCUACAGCCAGUACCCGCCGUCAAGUGGUAUUUCCUACAACGGCAGCAGCUCCUCGCAAUACGAUCUUGGGGUUCGUUACAAUCCUAACAUUGCUAAAACUAAGCAGCCCUUUCCUUUCAACGUCUUCAGAUGUCGACUUGGAUACAGAGGGCUUAAUAUCCCUCUGGUCUCUCACCUCCCGGUUCCACAGACUGACGAUUUGUCCAAAAACUUGAUUGCAAACCUAGAGGGUAACGUUCACGUGCAAGGCGAGGAAAAAGAUCAACCGGACACUGAUACUUCCAACGAUUCUGAUAUAGACUUGUCUCUCAAGCUAUAGAUUUCUUUUUUACUCGGGAGGGUUAAAUUUUAUUAGUUGUUCCUUGA